GGAAGAUGGCGGCACCUAGGGAUUGGCUGGGAACCGUAGAGGCAGAGGGGAUCGCGGGUCGUCAGGGAAGCUCGGGAGUGGAGGUGGUAUUUCCUUCCGAUCCCGCCACACCCGCCCCGCUGUGCCCUCACGGACCCACUCUUCUGUUUGUAAAGGUGAACCAAGGGAAAGAAGAAACGCGGAGAUUCUAUGCCUGCUCAGCCUGUAGAGAUAGAAAAGACUGUAAUUUUUUUCAAUGGGAAGAUGAAAAGUUGUCAGGAGCUAGACUUGCUGCCCGAGAAGCUCAUAACCAAAAAUGCCAGCCUCCUCUCUCCCGAACGCAGUGUGUGGAAAGGUACGUGAAGUUCAUUGAGUUGCCCUUGUCUCAGAGGAAGUUUUGUCAGGGAUGUCAGCAGCUGCUGUUGCCAGAUGACUGGGAGAGGCAUCAGGAGCAUCGGGUGGUAGGUGAUAUUUCUGUCACCCAGUUGAAAAGGCCCAGUCAGCUUCUUUAUCCACUGGAAAACAAGAAGACAAAUGCCCAGUAUCUGUUCACUGAUCGGAGCUGUCAGUUCUUGGUAGACCUACUUUCUACCCUUGGAUUCACAAGAGUCCUGUGUGUUGGAACACCGAGGUUGCAUGAGCUGAUCAGAUUGAAAGCAUCAGGUGAAAAGAAGUCUAACAUUAAAAGCCUUUUAUUGGAUAUCGAUUUUAGGUAUUCACAGUUUUAUAUGGAAGAUAGCUUUUGCCAUUAUAACAUGUUUAACCAUCACUUCUUUGAUGGAAAGGCUGCCCUUGAAGUAUGCAGAACAUUUUUACAGGAAGAUAAAGGUGAGGGAGUCAUUAUGGUGACGGAUCCUCCUUUUGGUGGCUUGGUUGAACCUCUGGCUGUUACAUUCAAGAAGUUAAUUGCUAUGUGGAAAGAAGGUCAAAGCCAAGAUAGCAAUCAAAAAGAACUACCCAUAUUCUGGAUUUUCCCCUAUUUUUUUGAAUUCCGAAUUCGUCAGUUUUUUCCAAGCUUCUGCAUGCUGGAUUACCAGCGCUUCCAUAGGACGUUUAUUUGUGUGGAUGAAGCUAUGAAAUAUGGAUGUAUGUUAGAGGUAGAUUAUGAUAAUCAUGCACUUUAUAAACAUGGGAAGACAGGUCGAAAACAGUCUCCUGUGCGUAUUUUCACCAAUAUUCCACCCAACAAAAUAAUCCUUCCUAGCGAGGAAGGGUACAGAUUUUGCCCUUUGUGUCAACGGUAUGUUUCCCUAGAGAAUCAACACUGUGAGCACUGUAAUUCUUGUACCUCCAAGGAUGGCAGGAAAUGGAACCAUUGCUUUCUCUGCAAAAAGUGUGUAAAACCUUCCUGGAUCCACUGUAGCAUUUGUAGUCACUGUGCUCUUCCAGAUCAUUCUUGCGGGGGCCCUAAAGAUGGCUGCUUUAUUUGUGGUGAAUUAGACCACAAACGUAGUACUUGUCCUAAGAUCGCUACAUCUAAGAAAGUGAACAACACCUUGUUUUUCAGAGCUGUCAGAAAGCAGAAGCAACGAAAAAGUAAUAAGAUGAAAAUGGGGACCACUAAAGGACAAUCCAUGAAUCAUACAUCUGUUACAAGGAAGAAGAGCAGGAGAGAAAGAGCCCAUCAAUAUCUUUGCUCUUAAAUGUCCAGUGACUUGAGAAUAAGAAAGAUUUAUAGUCCAACCUUUGAUGCCAUUUUCUGAAAGUGCCACACUGGACUUAAAUUCUUUCACUUUCAAAGGUAUGCACCUUUCUAAGGCAGAUAAUGGACAGGUGGUAUUUGCUGGUUUAUGGACCCCUGUGCAACCCCUCUGGAGACCUGGGGGAGGUGUUCCAUCCUGAGCUGGUUGACCAGAUCUCUCUGUAUGCCUUUUUUUUUUUCUCUCUCUCUUUUAAUUCUCUCUGAAUCAUAUGAUUUUGGCCUCUUUUGAAAAAACGGGCAUGCAGCGUUCUUUUGCAGAAAAGUGUCAGAAGAAAAAUGAAAGUGAAAACUUGAGCUCUUGUUUACAUUGAACGCAAGAAUGUUAAAUUAGGUCCAGAAAUCUUUUAAGUUAAAUAUCAAAACAUUGUAUGUUGACUUAAACCCCACUCGCGAAGUAAAGUACAAUGAACAAUUAUUUUUAGACAAAAUUAUGGGAAGAAUUUUGACAAAACUAAAGAUAUAAAUAUUAUAAUUAUGAUUUUAUUAUUAAAUAUUUGUCUCUCAA
This is a messenger RNA of Lontra canadensis (Northern American river otter), 2186 nucleotides long. RefSeq names its product zinc finger CCHC-type containing 4 (gene ZCCHC4). Lineage: Eukaryota; Metazoa; Chordata; Mammalia; Carnivora; Mustelidae. The record is from RefSeq and is a predicted model, not a curated record. Gene Ontology annotation, biological process: rRNA methylation. Gene Ontology annotation, molecular function: zinc ion binding; nucleic acid binding; rRNA (adenine-N6-)-methyltransferase activity. Gene Ontology annotation, cellular component: cytoplasm; nucleolus. The transcript is spliced from 14 exons. Bases 6 to 1622 code for a protein of 538 amino acids.